CCCUGUGCGAUGAGUAACACGGAGAUACCGUCUGGCCUGAAGGAGCUGCUGCAGGGCUACACCAUGGAGGUGCUUCGACGCAGGCCGGAAAACUUGGUGGAAUUUGCCGUGCAGCAUUUUACACAAAUUCUAGAGGGUCAGAAAAAUGACCUAAAAAACAAGAAACGCAGCAACAGAUCUUCACUGAAAGGAGUGACCUUUGAAACAAAGUCCAAUAAGCCCAAAAAGGAGGAUGAAGAGGAGGAGAAAGAGCCUUCCACCACGGCUAAAUACAACCGCAGAGUUUCAGUCUGUGCAGAAGCGUACAACCCUGAUGACGAUGAGGACGAUGAUGCAGAGCCUCGGGUCGUGCAUCCCAAAACAGACGAGCAGCGGCACAGACUCCAGGACGCCUGCAGAGACAUCUUACUGUUCAAAACCCUGGAGCAGGAGCAGUUCUCUGAGGUUUUGGACGGCAUGUUCGAGGUGUUGGUCAAACCUCAGGAUCACAUCAUAGACCAAGGAGACGAUGGAGACAACUUCUAUGUCAUAGAGAAGGGUGUGUAUGAUAUUUUCGUGCAGAAGGACGGAGUGAGCAUUUGUGUUGGAAAGUAUGACAAUAAGGGCAGUUUUGGUGAGCUGGCUCUCAUGUACAACACGCCGCGAGCUGCCACCAUCACUGCAACUCAGGAAGGAGCCCUGUGGGGCCUGGAUCGAGCCACAUUUCAUAGGCUGAUUCUUAGAAAUAAUGCGAAGAAGAGGAGGGUGUACGAGGCCUUCAUCGAGUGCGUUCCUCUUCUCAAGUCUCUUGAGCUCUCUGAGAGGAUGCAGAUUGUGGAUGUUUUGGGAGUGCGAGUGUUCAAAGAUGGAGAGUGCGUAUUAAUGCAGGGGGACGAGGCCGACUGUUUCUACAUUGUGGAAUCAGGAGAGGUGAAGAUAAUGAUAAAAAGCAAAACAAAGGCGGGCCAGCAGGAUAACACAGAGGUGGAGGUGGCGCGCUGCUCUAAAGGACAGUACUUUGGGGAGUUGGCACUGGUCACCAACAAACCCCGCGCAGCGUCAGUUUACGCUGUGGGAGAAACCAAAUGUUUAGUAAUUGACAUCCAGGCUUUUGAGCGUUUGCUGGGACCCUGCAUGGACAUCAUGAAGAGGAACAUCUCCCAGUAUGAAGAACAGCGUGUGGCACUUUUGGGGUCACGUGUAGAUUUGAAACACUAAGACAAUCAUAAAGUAGUGUAUAAGAACUUAGUGAACUCCUGCUUGGGGUAAAUGUACAGUACUCCUUUAACAUUGUCCGACACACACUUAAAUGUGAAAAUCCGUCUAAAGGUCAAGGUUUUCUAAGAUAAGCUACCGAUCCAUAACAUUAAAUACAUUUUUCAUUUGUAAACAAUUUAUAUGAAAUUGAGGCACACUUUUAUUACCACUUUAGUAUCAAAAUUAUAUGCAAAAUAAAAAAUGUGAGAAUCGUCCACCUACACAGAAUUCAUGUUAAUUUGCCGUUAUUGUGCUCGUCGAUCCCCAAUUCAUUUAAAGACAAUAAAAAGUGCAUUUUACAAUUGAAAUUAGCAAACUAUUCACAACCCCUUCUGCUGUUUACUCAAACCUUUGUUGUAUUGGAUGACAUUUGU
This is a messenger RNA of Trematomus bernacchii (emerald rockcod), 1610 nucleotides long. It is a transcript of the gene prkar2ab, whose product is annotated as protein kinase, cAMP-dependent, regulatory, type II, alpha, B. Lineage: Eukaryota; Metazoa; Chordata; Actinopteri; Perciformes; Nototheniidae. Gene Ontology annotation, cellular component: cAMP-dependent protein kinase complex. The record is from RefSeq and is a predicted model, not a curated record. Gene Ontology annotation, molecular function: cAMP-dependent protein kinase regulator activity. Bases 10 to 1197 code for a protein of 395 amino acids. Gene Ontology annotation, biological process: regulation of protein phosphorylation. The transcript has 10 exons.